Molecule: messenger RNA, 1745 nt
Organism: Acipenser ruthenus (sterlet)
Lineage: Eukaryota; Metazoa; Chordata; Actinopteri; Acipenseriformes; Acipenseridae
Product: cysteine-rich PDZ-binding protein
Exons: 5
Coding region: 265-570 (101 amino acids)
Biological process (GO): cytoplasmic microtubule organization
Cellular component (GO): dendrite
Molecular function (GO): microtubule binding; PDZ domain binding
Source: RefSeq, a predicted model, not a curated record
UCGGCUUCCUCGCGUAAUCGCCGUGUGUAAAAUCAAGGCACACGUGGAGUCAGGAUGGCGAACGUAGAAGCGCAGCUUCUCAAACGUGCCAUUGGAAACUUGCGCGAUGCUGUUUAAAACGGAAGUUGUUGUUUUGUGAGUCACAGGAAGUUAGAUCAGAGAAAAACAUUGUAGUUUGAACUUUUUAUUAUUAUUAUUUAAAGGCCCUUCAUUUGCUUUUUUGUCGUUUAAUUUUAUUUUCGUCAAACUUUUAAUCGAAGCAAGAUGGUCUGCGACAAAUGUGAAAAGAAACUGGGCAGAGUCAUCACUCCGGAUACGUGGAAAGAUGGAGCCAGAAACACAACAGAAAGCGGAGGCCGCAAGCUAAAUGAAAACAAGAUGCUGACAUCAAAGAAAGCGAGGUUUGACCCGUAUGGAAAAGCCAGAUUUGCGACGUGUAGAAUCUGUAAAAGUUCAGUGCACCAAGCUGGUUCCCACUACUGUCAAGGCUGCGCUUACAAAAAAGGCAUAUGUGCUAUGUGUGGCAAAAAAGUUUUGGAAACUAAAAACUACAAGCAAACAUCAGUGUAACAAAUCCCCCAGAACGGAGAGGGAUGCGAUAUGAGUUUCUGAACCUCAGUCUCUGCUUUUCUAGAGGAUGAAGACAAGCUCAAUUAUAGACUGUAUAUAUAUAUAUAUGCUGCAUAAUAAAAUGUUCUUUUUGAUUUUUAUAUUUUAUUUUUUUCAAAUUUUAUAGUGAAAGACACACGUGUUCUGUUUACCAGGGCUCCUGGCUAGAUGGCAGAAGGAAGUUCAUACAUCUAAAAUACGCCAAAAUAUUUGGAAGUAUAACGUUAGAAACGUUUGUAUAAGACAGGACAGAUGCUGUACUGUAGUGCUUGCCUCUGCCAGUUUCAAUCUACACUCCUACAGUCCUCAUUGGGGACACUGUUUUGCAUAUACGUUACAAUGGGGGUGUUUCCACGUGUGUUGUAAUUUUUCUCGAGACAUUGUGCUCAAGCCAAAUGAUAAAUGACCCUAUCAUUUCGGGUUUCCAUUGGCUCUGUUUAUUUUACUCGAGAAGACAGCUUUAUUACAUGAGUGUAACGCUGCUUUAGAGUUUCACUCAAACAAGAUGUCACAUGACAACUGGAUUUCUAGGUGAGAUUUUCUCUUGUAUCUGUUCUCUGUGCAUGGAAACCACACUUUACGCAUGGCUAAUUUGCAUAUCAGCCUCCUUUCCCCUUCAUUUGCAUGACCAGGUGAAAAAAGGGUCUUCUCGAGUAAAAUAAAUUGAGACCAUGGAAACCCGAAAUGUAUAGGGUUGUUUUUCAAUUGAUUUAUUAGAAGUGUUACCGAGUACCAAAGGCAAGUUUUAAGGACACGUUUUAUAAUGUGUUUUCCCAAGCGAUGAACAAUGUUUCAUAUAAAAAAACAAAAAAACUUGUGAUAUGUCUUUUAAGGCCACUAGGUGGCAUGUUGUACCCCUGUGAUAAUUCACACAUAACUGCAAUGUUUUUCAUGUUAGUUAAAAUGUGUGUAUGUGUGUGUGUAGACAAGUCAAUGUAGCUUGAUAAAUCAUGCCGUCAUUGACUUUUAAAUACCAGAUUUGCCCCAAAAACAAAACUUAAACCUGAAUAUAAAGGUUUUUGGUAAACUCUGAACUUGAUCUUUACUGUUAGAUCUCUUAUCAAUUACACCUGUACAGAAGAUCGGGUACGUGAAAAUCCUUGAGAAACAAUGUAAUUAAAGCAUCAUAUACUGGG